AUGCCAGAGAAGCCCAGAAAGAAAUUUGUGCCGCUCUUCCACGAGGGUGGUGCCGUCACCGAGCACAUGGUAGUUCGUCUGCCCGGACGACACCCCUGUCAGUGUCUGGCCGUGCGCCAUCAGUUGGUCGGUAACUGCACCUCCUGUGGCCGCAUUGUCUGUGAUCAAGAGGGUCCUGGCUCCUGUUUCUUCUGUGGCGCCCUAGUGCUCACACCGGAACAGCGCCAACUUGUGCAGUCGGGGACAAAUGCUGGGCGCAAACUAAUCAACCGACUGAAUUCAACACCAUGGGCACCGGGCACACCCACCCCACCCUGUGCUGGCAAGCCGCGAGUCCGCCACAGGCGUGGUGGCGGCGGCGGCGGCGGCAACAGCAGCAUGGAAGCGGGUUCCCACUGCGACAGAAAGGAACCCGAAGACAGUGAGCCCCGAAAGGAGCAGGAGGGGUUGGAGAGGACAGACUUUGAGGACGAGACGGACUACGAGGACGAGUAUCUCCUGCAGAAUUUGAACCAUGGAACUGAUGCACAAAAACGCUUAGAGGAUGGUGAGUCCAAACUUCAUCCCACUCAUCAUGUUCGAUAAUGUUUUGCGGCAAAAUCAUGUUUGCAGCCGUUUGUGAGUCUUAUUCGGAGUCGUUGUGAACUAGGCUACCACUUCGUGGAGGCCAUCUAUCCAUCUAAUGGGAACCUUUUCUUUCAUGACAGCCACAUUGUGUAAGUAAAGAUCGAUAAAUCGAUUGACUGGGCUCUCACCCGAGGCUCACGCUUCAAAAUCAAUUCUCGGCCUGUUUUUUCUCCGGCAUGGGCGGCUAUUUUGUUGCCUGCUAGGUUAAAUUCCUGACUCAUUUCGUCGCACAGCCAGCUUAUGUAGUCCUGUUCAAGGAUGUGGUGAUGGUCGUCGUCGUAGUGUCCCCCAAUGGGGCCACGUGGCAGAUACGCUGGACCACCAGGGGGUCAUGUCGGAUUCUGGCAGGCGUUACCGGGAUGCGCACCUAUAACAAAUGCCAACAUUUCGAGGUACGGUGACAGACCCAGUUGCCGGUGUACACUGGGAACCCUGUCGCCUUCAUUGUUGUUGGUCAAAAACCUGGUAAUUUGCUGUGUGGACCAGGGGGUGUGGAGUGGAGCGUCAAGGUGCGAGCUCGACCGUACCAGCCACAUGCACCCCCUCCCACCUCCGGUCUUCUUGACUAUGUGUUGACAUCAGGUCCAGGUGGGGAAGGAUGAGAGAGUGCGGUAGAUGCUAAAAACUAAUUUACGCACAAGUCACCAUAUCUGCUUCACCUUGCUGUGGAACACACGAUAGACAUCGUUGGAGGCGACGGCCGAACUGUCAGUCGUCGUCGUUGUCUACUUCAGUCCUGGCCUCCAUUGCGAAUAGUAAUGUCAGGCGGCCUACUUUUAUGUUUGAUUCGUGGCUUUUGUUUCUGUCGGUGCCAACCGUGGCCUGCCACAUUCCCAACUUUUUAUUUCAUCAAAGUAAAGUUAGACCGCAUUCAUUGCACGAAUUCAAAUUAAGUCAGCCCGUCGAAUAUCAUUCCCGUUAGUAGCAGGUCGCAAAGACUGAAGCCUUUCUUCGUAUGCGCCUCUUAAGGAUGGAGAUGGCUAGUGUUUUCGGUCAUUUCUUGCCUUCUCACCGCCCCCCCCCUCCUCUUUUAGUCUCAUCCUGUGACUCACGCUUUCCUACCUAGGUCUCGUCAAAGCCAUCCUACAGCGUGAUCGUCUGCUACACUUUGAUGCCACCACUGCCCAACGCACGCGUGUCAUAGACGACGAAUUGGACUACUUCGUCAGCGAGGGCUCCGGUGCGGCUGCAGCCUGGCUGGACCCCGAAACGCGUGCCCGCGUGGCCAAGCGGGUUGAGGAGCUGCGGGCCCAGCGUCACGCCUCCCGUCUGGACUCCCAACGUCUGUGCAUCGAUUUCGCCAACAAGUGUGUCUUUGAGGAGGUGAUACUUUGCUUUCUGCUCUUCGAUUCCUUUCCCAUCGCCGUCUCGCGGUACAUGUGCCUUCAUUUUGUACGAACGCCUUAUGACACACCGUUUUUGACCAUGAGGACUAGGUGUGUGUGUCAUAGGCUGCUGUCUCACUUAAUAUCGCGAUCUAAACUCAGAAGGAAGCCUUUAUCAAGUGGGGACGCAUAAGCGACUUGAAACGAACCCUGGUAGGUGGACGGGACCAGUGUGGGUCACAGGUAAGUGAAGAUCAUGCGGGUGCGAAUUGAGUCAUCGAUGAUGAAGAGAACAGCGAUGAACGAGCACAGCUGCUACCGAUUGUGAUUAGGAGAGACGGCCUUUCAACGGCAGGGUCCUAGGAAUCGCUCGUGUCUUACGGAUUUUGGUAAUGGUAUUAAAUUACUCACUAGCCAGGGACUAUGCAGUACAAGUGUCAACUAAGUGAUUAUAACCAGUAGUGCAACGCCGGCACCUUCUCUGACGAUGUCUUCAACCUUCAACGUGGACGGUUGUCACUCUUCAGCCGUUAGUUAACCGUCUUACUCAUCGUCUUGCUAUUUCGGCAGUUCAUUUAGAACCGUGCUCACUCUUCUCUCCUCUUAAGCUAUCCGGGCUACUCUAUGCAAAUGCUAGACGGCACAACCACUCCCCUAUCUUUGGAUUGGAUUUCUGUAGUAGACUGAGCGGACCGAUUGCACCAACUCACACCUAGUAAUUACUUGCUUCCUGAACAGAGUCAUUUUCUGCUCCCGUUCGAGAUGCAAGAACAAGAAAGCCUCUCGAAGGACGAAGGGUCUUCGGGGUACCAGUCCGACUAGGCUGGUGCGCAAUGCGCCAUUCUACCCGAGGGGAUCGCACCAAAACCAGCAUCAUUAACUUAUUGGUUUGUAUCCACUGCUCUUAAUGUGUAUAUCAUACAUUGUGCUAUUUUUUUUGCUCCAAGCUACUUAGUGUUAUGCGCCCGAGACAGGUCAUUUUAUGAUCAGCCCCGAAAUUGUAGUGAGUUUUCGGGUCGAUGCCGAUCAACUCCUGCGGAAAACCGCGUGAUGCCCAUUCUACAAGCAAGUAGUACUACCAGUAGCGUCAUUUUAUGCGAUAAUGGGGUGAAACAGAGCAACAGGGACAUCGCUCUUGACAGAAGUGGUUUUGCGACAAAUCUCAGGGAGAUUAGGGUUAAGGUUAGGACACAGGAAUAGGUACCCUUCCCGGAAUCCUGCGCAAAGCCACCCGCACUACAGGGUCUUCCUAUUCUCGUGCCUUACCGAUAAUGCCGUCAUCGUAGUUAAAAAGAGUCAACCCCGAGCAGUAUAUAGCUCAGUGAAUGCCGCCGUGACUGUGACCGUCACUUUUGCACGCGCGAUCUCCAAUGACAGAAUUUUGUCUCUUUUUUCACACAGGACACCCGUGGGGAGGCUUCUCGGGCAUUGUACUCGGCCGAAAUGGACGUCCUUUCCCAGAAACCGGACGCCACUAAGACGACCAGCUUCUCCUCCCUACCCCUGUCGGAUCCUCUUCUCGAUGUUCCCACUCCUCAAGUAAGCUCUCUCUCUCUCUCUCACCCUCCGGUUUUCCCUACCAACACCAACAAGACUACCAAAACCACCCUGAUCGUUUUCUGCGCCAUCGACUCCGUGUGGGGGUUAUACUACAUUGAUUUGCGUGGAUCGCGAAAGAGGAUGUGAGUUUAAAAGACGAAGGCACGAGCACUGGGACAGUAGUUUUAUUGGCCUGAGCGUUCGAACUCGAACUGGAGUUUAUCGUCAGAGACUGCUUGAGUGCAGCAACGUGUGAACAUUUAUGUCGUCGUUCCAUGCGGGGGGCUACGUCUGGUUUGUGCCGCCUGUCCCCCGGCAUGGUGACGUCGUUUGUGCUUCGCGAAGAUGUGAGCUGCGCCACCUGGCUGUGCAACGGGCUCGUGGCCCGGUGGGUAGAGGCGUGGACUUCUAACUAACCGGUCGCGAGUUCGAGGCUCGGGUGUUCCACACUUCGGGCUUGGGUAUGGCUGGCUGACGACGGCUUAUAAGCCAGAAAUGGCCAUUCCAGUCUCCCUUGUCUUUGUCGGUAAUAUCAUUCAGUGAUAAAACUAUUUGGGUAGCCGUUCUUUGUUAACUGGUCCCGGAGAUGCCGUAGUUCUUGCAUUCUUCCUUCGGGCUCGCUACAGUGCGUUUUUACCCGGUCGAAAAGCGUCCUCACACAGCCCCCUUUGUACACCAAUGGGUGGUUGCUAUGAUAGUUGAGGACCUGAGUUUUAUUUGUCGCCUUUCUGUACACUGUAGUGCUGAGUUUGCUGUCAGGUGUGCGCGUGACGAGCACGUCAAGGAAGGGUAGUUUCUCGUCCUCCUCGUCUUCUCUUGUAAACUGAAUGUCAGGGAAUAUGCUGUUAAGCAAAGCUUGAAAAUCCGAUAGCUUUUCCUUUUCAAUAAUGACGAAUAUGUCGUCCACGUAUCGGCGCCAAAAUGCAGGUUUGUAGUGGCUGAAAGCAACCUUUUCCAGCUCUUGCAGGACCAAUUCCGCAACUAGGCUGGAUAUUGGGGAACCCAUGAGAACAAACGGGCCGUUCGGAGAGGCGACCCACUACCUCAAGUAGCCACUCACACGCUGGAGGAAGGCCAUGAGUUCGACUUCGCCAACACGCGGAUAUUGGCGCGAGCCGGCAACAAGACGGGACGAGAACUGUUGGAGGCGUGGGUGUCGGACACCAACUCUAUCAAUAGACACAUCGAUUUGCCUGCGUGUUAUCACGCACUCCGCCCACGCAGCCAGGUGGCGCAGCUCACAUCUUCGCGAAGCACAAACGACGUCACCAUGCCGGGGGACAGGCGGCACAAACCAGACGUAGCCCCCCCCCCCCGCAUGGAACGACGACAUAAAUGUUCACACGUUGCUGCACUCUAGCAGUCUCUGACGAUAAACUCCAGUUCGAGUUCGAACGCUCAGGCCAAUAAAACUACUGUUCCAGUGCUCGUGCCUUCGUCUUCUUUUAAACAUGAACCUGGGGUGCGCUUAUUCUCUUCCAUUCGUGAGAAUGUGUGUCCCGUCCUGCAUUGGGGCAUCAUCCUACAGUUCCCUCAAUCUGGCUACCUUAGUGAAGACCGCAUCUACGCGACUAAACAGUCCCCAUCACAGCCCAAAAAGGACAUGAGGUUGUAGCUUUGCCGGCUCGGUGCUGAUCUCAAAUGUCAGCUAGAGCCAAGUUCGGAUUCCGUGACUUCCUGAUCUGGCGUAUUGGUACGACCAAGUUGGCGACUGCAAAUGUGUCAGGGAUGGCCGUCUCAGUCUCCUUUUUCCUGGCCCGAAGUAUUUCUCUAGUUCUGUUUUUUAAAUGGCUCCCGAUCGCCACGUUCCCGCCUCAUCCAACUCUUAUGAUCUGGCGACACAAGGUCGCUGCUUCGAAUAAGGUUUUAGAACGCUUGUCAGAAGAGAAUUAAAACUUCUUAGUCCUGGUAAUUCACCAUGAUUUAAUGCCAGGUAAAGACCUUGCUGUAUUCGUCCGCCAACUGCCUUGCCACCGCGCGUUCUUCGAUCCCGUCACCAUAUUUUGUUCGGAAGACGAGGUGGCGAGCAUACGUAGCUUUGAUAAGUUCUCGUCGGGCCAGUACAGUUAUAUGGGAACGGGGUAGAAGUAAAAACACGUCAAUGAUAAGAUAAAUCGAUUAAAGUUCGCCUUAAAACACAGGCUGGGUGUGGGAAUGUGGGGGAGGGGGGGGGGUGAUAGCAGUCACUGUCAGGGUCGGGGUGAGAGCCGAAGUGCGCGGGGAGAGUUGCACCGUUAGUCGACCUUCGGCCAUUGUAGACACGGAGCCUGAACGUGGUUCUUCUGCGCGCAUAAGAUUGGCUUUUGUAACCUAUUGGCGGCCGCUUCCGCUGUCGCUAACAGGCGCUGGCCUAGUAGCUCAGGGUAGCUCGAUGGGACCUUAUAGAUCACACGAAAAGUUUCGUUGGGGUCCACGCGAUAUCCCGAAUCGAUAACAUGCGCGAGAAUGGCGCUGCUUAUGCUCCUCGUUUCGCCUUUUCCCAGCCAUGCCGGGAGGUGUUCCCGUAUUCACUUGGAUAUUUUGUUCGGUCGAGCUUGCUGCAGCUUAAAUUUUCUUGGUCGCUCACACCCCCGUCCGUCUCACGCUCUGGCUUCCCCCCCCCCUUCAGUUUGUAGGUGACUUGAAAUCGGGGACCCAACGUCCGGACACUGCUGACGGCAAAUCUCAGGCGACUCAGGGCAGGAGACGAGGUGCCAAGGGACAGAGCACGGUAGGCCGCGUCCAAGACAGUGAGCAGAAUCGACUUGUAGACAGUGGGUUCUGCCUCAGCAUGCAUCAGCCAUGGGCCUCACUUCUGGUGCGCGGCAUAAAGAAGUACGUUGCAUACCUGUUUCCUCAGCUUUUCCCAUUGUCCGUUUCUGACCCCUCGCUUGCGGCUUUGUCGUAAUGCACUGUCGGCGGCAGUGCUGUCGAUAAUAGCGACGACGACGGUGAUGAUGAUGAUGAUGAUGAUGAUGAUGAUGAUGAUGAUGAUGAUGAUGAUGAUGAUGAUGAUGAUGAUGAUGAUGAUGAUGAUGAUGAUGAUGAUGAUGAUGAUGAUGAUGAUGAUGAUGAUGAUGAUGAUGAUGAUGAUGAUGAUGAUGAUGAUGGCAGUAGCAGUUUGCAUCGUCUUUUUCAGAGACGAAGGACGUACCUGGUACUCCGCCCAUCGCGGUCCCCUGUGGAUAGCUGCUGCAGCCAAAGUGCCCGAAGAUUUCGAAAUACAGGCAGUCGAGGAAGAAUGCAUAGGCUACGGUACGCCCAUAUUAUGUUUCCUCAUCAUAACCGCAUUUUGCGUCUGACAGCUCCUGUAGUAGUUUCCGCUACACUUUCAGCGAGAACUGCCAGUGUCCUGUAAGUCCUGUAGUGAUUUGCGCGUAAAUUACAGUGGGAAGACUUGCUCCACGCCAAAUUAUCUCUUUCCCACCACACCAGUCGUGUUCCAGUGGCAAGAUCAAAACGACGGGGGGAUAGGGUGUGAACACUGCGGCUGUACUCAGUCCACGCGAGCGCCGCAUGCAGUUUUUUGCUCGCGCACACGAACUACAAUCCACCAAACUGGUAUCCUACCCAAAUUGUAGAUGCUGACUUGACUGGAGCCCUGGGAUGUGUUCAUUGUAGGUCACUAGCAGAUACUUAGGACUAGAAAUUGUACCGGCCGCAUCCGUGCCCGAACUCCUGUUCAGAACCACAUCUCACAACCGUUCAGUAUUUGCCCAGGCGCUCGACAGAGGUGCGCCUCGUCUUCGAAGACGUUUUGCUGCUGUUGAAUUUGCAUUUGGGCUAGUGGAAACCUAUAGUACGCUGUUGGUACAGCCGUGCAACUAUCAAGCAGUAAUGACCGACAGAAUUUGGUGUCUGGAGUCGAGGUCAGUAAAUCGUCUGGUCCUUCCUUGAAAGAUUGGUGCAUCUUCAAGCUGCGCAUCUGUCGCCUGGUCUCUUUUUCCGACGUGUUGUUCGGCACUCGCCGUUGGCCCAUGAUGGGAGGGGUGAGUGUGGUCACCCCUGUGUUGCAACUUUCUCUCACUAAUAAAUCUAACUCAGCGUUUGGAUGCGCACACCGGUAGUUUACCGAAGACCAACACUGUACCUCAGCCUUGGCCAAAUGGCCUCGAAUCUUACAGACGCGCCCUUGGGAGCGCGGAGGUCUUGUAAGUUGCUCCGGGCCAUCAAAUCACAGGGCGUUAGCUGUUUCUUCCCUGAGUGUGUCCGCUUGCCGCUGUCGCAGGAAUAACAGCCCACCUUUCGGAUUAGUCAUUUUAAUUUUUUUAUUCCAUCCCAUUUUGCUUUCUUAAAGGAGCCCAACGAAGUGAUUUCCCGAAAAGUUACCCUACCGGAUGCCUCGUCGGUCGCGUAAACGUCGAUGACGUGUUGCCGCAAUCUGAGUACCGGGCCAGGGUAAGCUGCCACAUCCAAAUUAAUACCCUGUUAUCCUCGUUUUCAUUGUCGACAGUUUAUCAAACCUUGUGAAUAUUCUCGACUAAUUUGACUAUCUGCACAGUCCUUCUAUAAUGCAUUAUUAUUAUUAUUACAGUAGGUGGGCUAACUCGUGAAAUGUCAACCGAAAUUCCGAAAUGCGCUUUCGUUUCGAAAAAAUUAAUUAAGUAGGGUUGUAAGACUAAUCGUCGUGCAGCGGAAUUCUAUAAUAAUAAUAAUUCAGUUACCUCAGGAUGCCGACUUUCGAACGAACUUCUUUCCAGCUGCAUGCGAAAAGUAUACUCUGUAAAAAAUUACUUCUUAAGUGGUAUGCAUUUUUCUCACUGAUUCUCGAUACUCUUGAAAGGUCAAUUAUAUUUCAUGGAAGACAUGCAUAAAAAUAUUCAUUCUCUUACUCGGUAGAAACUUACGUCUUCUUCCAAUUUUAUACUCAAGGGUAUAAUUCGGUUUUUAAAAACUUUUCCAAUUUCCGAAUAAUUUCGAACCUCGACCAGCGAUUACACUUGCACUCAGGGUUUCCAAACUACAAGCCGUAUAUUUUCUGCGUACGGAAAACCGUUAAUUUCUCUACGGUAUUAAGAGGAGACCAUAUGGGUUUCAUGAAAUUUAGCGAUGGAUUUGAGCCAUAUUGUUGACUUUACAAGCCGCAUUGGUAAAUGCAGAGACAUGACGUUUUAUGGACGGCCAUUUCAUGGUAUUAAAAAAUCUCAUAAUUAGAAACUUAAAACUGAAUUAUACCCUUCCUUCGAGUAUAAAAUUGGAAGACGUAAUUUUCUACCGAAUGAGCAAAAGAGUGAAUAUUUCCAUGCGUGUUUUCUAUGAAAUAUAAUUGAAUUUUCAGGAGCAUCGAAAAUCAAUGAGGAAAAUGCAUGUCAUUCAAGUAGUCAUUUCUUACAGAGUAUAGUUUCUGUAUGCAGUCAGAAAGAAUUUCUCUCGAAAGCCGGCAUCCUGGGGUAACUGAAUUAUUAUAGUACUACGCUGCAUAACGAUUAGUCUUGCAAACCUACUUAAUUACUUUUUUCGAAGCGAAAACGCAUUUCGGUUAACAUUUCGUGAGCUAGCCCACCUACUCUAUUAGAUCCUGAGGGCUAAAGCGUUGACAGGGGGAUAGAUCUCCGUCAGGUUCGGAAAGUUUCCACUUGCUAAGGUUUUUAGCUAAUGGCGGAUGAUUAGUCAUCGCCAUCAUCGUUGACAGUCACAAGUCAUCCUAUGGGAGAAUUAUAGUCAAGGCUGCUCCCCGCACGAAACUUAAAAGGGCACCCACAAUGCACUAGUAGCGACGAGAUGGUCGAGUGACCACUCGACCAUGGUGAAAGUCAGUGGGCGUAGACGGGAUGUGCCAAAGGGACCAGGUUCCGUUUUCUGUCUUGAAAAGGGUCUAAUUCAAGUUUGAACAAAACGACGACCCAAGUUACUGUCCAGCUCGACCAUUAAGGGGCUGUUUGGGCAGGGCCUGGAAAUUUGGGGCGAUGGAACGUCGCUUAGUAUGACCCGACGCCGUAUGACAAAGGUUAUAUGUGAUGAAUCAGUACUGCACUUUCACAGCCCCCCGUUGCUAACUAGCCACCGUAGGCAGGUGGCCAUUCCAUACAUCAUUCAUGACACGGCGCUUAGUACGACCACUGAGUCAAGAAUGCGAUGCGCACUACCCUAGCAGACAAGGUCACGUGAGCGAGAGCCGUUCAGCCGCACCUCGGUGCUCACGUGCGUCCUGUGCCACCUCCUUCCAGUUAAAUCUUGAGGUGAUCUAGAGGGAACCAGCUCACCCCCCUGAUCAGAUUUGUGGGUGUUUUGCAACCGGCCCUUAAUAUCGUCGAAAUGGGCGUCUUCCCGGUCUUCCAACUGCUCCCUCGCACGCAUAAGGUCGUCGAGCUGUGUUCUUGGUGCUUUUCAAGCACAGUCCCCAAUUGCUGGGAGGGCGGGCAUGGUCUAAUUUACAACAGAAAUUCUCCUUCAUCGCCAGGAAUCAACCAUGGACCCCCGGUAGUGCGAACCCGUUACCCUGUCUGUUAAUGGUACGUUGUUACCUUUGCGUCGUCUUCAAAGAAAACAUCCGAUUUCCUAGUAGCAUUACGACAUAUCUACCCGAAUUCUGAACUUGCGCGUAAACACACCGCCCCAGCCGACACUUCAUAGCGAAUCCAUGCGUUGGACUAAGCCGUUUAGGUUUCCUAAAGGGCAAUAUUUGUUUUACUAAGACGUAAGGCAUAAUCCCUCGAAUUCCAUCUCUGCAGUCGGAGUUUUGCAAAAACCUCAAAGCGAUAUGAUUUGUGUGAAUCACAACUGUUCCCACUCCAGUAGUCGUCGACAGAACACCGCACGUUAGCGACCUCGGUCAAUCACAAUUUCCCUCCCCGUCUGCUGAAUUUUACGCAGACUUCCUCUUCCCUUAAACAGACAUCCAGACCAGAAUGGUAUUACCGACAAAGGCUAGGGAGACUUGAAUGGCCAUUACUGGCUUAUUAGCCGUCGUCAGCCAGUCAUACCCAACCCCAAAGUGUGGGGGACACCUGGGGCUCGACUUUGCGACCUGUUGGUUAGAAGUUCACGCCUAUAACCACUGAGCCACGGGCUCGUUGUCCUGUCGGUUGCGAUCGGGAAUGUACAAUGGUAGAGGGACGCUCGUCGACCGUUCUUACAGAACUCACUCGUCCCGUUUUGCCUUAUGGGCUCUCUCGAACCCAACCAGCAGCCGCAUGAUGUAGGUAGAAUGGUAUUACCGACAAAGACAAGGGAGACUGGAAUGGCCAUUUCUGGCUUAUUAGCCGUCAUCAGCCAGUUUAGACUAGUCAGCCCGUAGACGCAGAUCAUUCUCCUAAAUUGCAACCUUUACAUUGCAACAGAAAGCGAUAGGUGAUGUUACCGUGUAGACUCAGGGCCGGUCAGCUUUCGUCCACGAGGCCUCAAGCCCACAUUAGCAAUUAACCGAAAUUUCAAGAUGCAUUUUAGGGUGGGUGGGCCGUAAGUCGUUGUCGUGAUUUUCUUUCACAAGCCCGUAUUUUACACUUUUUCUUAGUUCCCAAACGGACAAUCUACCAGUCCCUUCGUAUUCGUUUGCUCGGAUCCGCGAGAACUCCUGAUGAAGCUACCAAUGCAAGGCGCGCACAAAAUAUGUGAGUGAACAAGUACUGUGUCCUUAUCCACACGCCUCUGGCGGGACCUGCCUGGCGUGUAAACAAGCGACGGACGGUUGGGCGUCCCUCGGCGACGUCUUGCCGUCAUUGGUAAUAUCCUCAAACAUGGCUGGGUUGAGGCCUGGCAUGUCGGCCACAUGGCGAAAUCCAUCCGCCAUGCGAUAAGUUACUCCACCUGUAUGAUAUCACCGGGACUAUCUAUAUGAGCAUCCACGAGGUAAGCCGCGGACAGUGGGGGCAAUUAAUGCAACCCAGACAACAACUCCGGCAACCGCAUCGACUGGCAGCCGGUGCGCCCUUAUACUGUCGGUGGCAUUGCGUUUGCAGUCUCUUCAGAUCAACAGUGAUAAAGCAAUGGUCAUGUUUUAUAAGGAAAAACCCUGCUUUGUGGGGACCUAAAUUACCGACGUUACUCAGAAAGGCUAAGCUACUGCAAUUUUUGCGCAAUGGGCACAAAUGGUCAUAUAGCCAAGCUUUUUUCGCCUCGUUAGCAUUCAUUAUAACUAAACACUAUACCCUUCUUGUCGUUGAGUUCUCAUGUGGGCUUUCACCCCUUUAGACAAACUGGACCCAUUGAUCCACACCUCCGCGAAGGCCAACCUUGCUUAG
Molecule: messenger RNA, 11650 nt
Organism: Spirometra erinaceieuropaei
Lineage: Eukaryota; Metazoa; Platyhelminthes; Cestoda; Diphyllobothriidea; Diphyllobothriidae
Source: the annotation of a GenBank genome assembly